Messenger RNA from Phyllostomus hastatus (greater spear-nosed bat), 2686 nucleotides. It is a transcript of the gene MMP13, whose product is annotated as matrix metallopeptidase 13. The transcript is spliced from 10 exons. Gene Ontology annotation, biological process: extracellular matrix organization; proteolysis; collagen catabolic process. Gene Ontology annotation, molecular function: zinc ion binding; metalloendopeptidase activity. NCBI's taxonomy places the organism in Eukaryota, Metazoa, Chordata, Mammalia, Chiroptera, Phyllostomidae. The coding region runs from base 29 to 1444 and encodes 471 amino acids. Gene Ontology annotation, cellular component: extracellular matrix. The record is from RefSeq and is a predicted model, not a curated record.
CAGCAGGCUUCAGGAGCAGCCACUCAAGAUGCACUCAGGUGUCCUGGCUGUCUUCCUCUUCUUGAGCUGGACACAGUGUUGGUCCCUGCCCAUUCCCAACGAUGAAGAUGAUGAAGAUUUGUCUGAGGAGGACUUCCAGUUUGCAGAGCACUACCUUAAAUCAUACUACCACCCCCUGAACCCUGCCGGCAUCCUGAAGAAGACUGCAGCAAACUCCAUGGCUGACAGGCUCCGAGAAAUGCAGUCUUUUUUUGGCUUAGAGGUGACUGGCAAACUUGACGACAACACUUUAGACAUCAUGAAAAAACCAAGAUGCGGGGUUCCUGAUGUGGGUGAAUACAAUGUUUUCCCUAGAACUCUCAAGUGGUCCAAAAUGAAUUUAACCUACAGAAUUGUGAAUUAUACCCCUGAUAUGACUCAUUCUGAAGUCGAUAAGGCAUUCAAAAAAGCCUUCAAAGUUUGGUCUGAUGUGACGCCGCUGAAUUUCACCAGACUUCACAAUGGCACUGCUGACAUCAUGAUCUCUUUUGGAACUAAAGAGCAUGGUGACUUCUACCCAUUUGAUGGGCCCUCUGGUCUGCUGGCUCAUGCUUUCCCUCCUGGGCCCAAUUAUGGAGGAGAUGCCCAUUUUGAUGAUGAUGAAACUUGGACAAGUUGUUCCAAAGGCUACAACUUGUUUCUUGUGGCUGCCCAUGAGUUUGGCCACUCGUUGGGUCUUGACCACUCUAAGGACCCGGGGGCACUCAUGUUUCCCAUCUACACCUACACCGGCAAAAGUCACUUCAUGCUUCCCGAUGACGACGUACAAGGGAUCCAGUCUCUCUAUGGUCCAGGAGAUGAAGACCCCAACCCUAAACACCCCAAAACACCAGACAAAUGUGACCCCUCUCUAUCCCUUGAUGCCAUUACCAGUCUCCGAGGAGAAACAAUAAUCUUUAAAGACAGAUUCUUCUGGCGCCUGCAUCCUCAGCAGGUUGACGCGGAGCUGUUUUUAACAAAAUCGUUUUGGCCGGAACUUCCCAACCGUAUUGACGCUGCAUACGAGCAUCCUUCUCAUGACCUUAUCUUCAUCUUUAGAGGCAGAAAAUUUUGGGCUCUGAAUGGUUAUGACAUUCUGGAAGGUUAUCCCCAAAAAAUAUCCGAACUAGGAUUUCCGAAAGAGGUUAAAAAGAUAAGUGCGGCUGUUCACUUUGAGGAUACGGGGAAGACUCUCUUCUUCUCGGGGAAGCAGGUCUGGAGCUAUGACGAUACUAACCACACAAUGGAUAAAGACUACCCCAGACUAAUAGAAGAGGAAUUCCCAGGGAUUGGUGACAACGUAGAUGCUGUCUACGAGAAAAGUGGUUACAUCUAUUUUUUCAAUGGGCCUAUACAAUUUGAAUACAGCAUCUGGACUAACCGUGUUGUUCGUGUCAUGCCAGCACACUCCCUCUUGGGGUGUUAAGCAUCUUUUAAAUAUUGUUAUCUAAAUCCUGAAGAACGUUUGGGAUAAUACUUCCAAGGGUAUGGGAUGGGGGGCAGGGAGCGGGAAAGAUAUCAGGGGAAAGCUUCGUUCUGUGAACAAGCUUCAGUAAGUUAUCUUUGAAUAUGAAAUAUCUAUAUGGCUGUAUGUGGCUGGAACCACAUUGAAUCUUCAGAUGAUGAAAUUCAGUAUCUCUAAGGAUCACUUAAUUCUUGUGUGUGAUAUAGAAGCAAUUAUUGGUUAUAUGUCCCACAUCAAAAAUGGAACAUAUGGUCUGUCAAAGAGACUUAGCAUAAUUUUUAAUAUAUUUAUAAGAAAAAUUUGCAAGGCAUAAAUCACACUUAUGUAAUUAAUAAAUCAUCUUUGUCAAAAAUUAUAAAAUAGUAUCAAAAUAGAAUUUGGGAAACCAUAUGGUAGCUACAGAAGAACAAAUAUAAACCAAAGGGAAAUGUCUGUCUGUAAUAAAUAUAUUGUAAACAACUGUACAAAAAUAGUAUGGGUUUUGUGUUGAAAAUAUUUGUAACAUUUGAAAAUAUAACAAACACUAAGGACAUAUCAGAGUUACUGAUAAGAUGGGAGACAGAGACUAAUAGUGAGGACAGUAGAUGUGACCUUUGGAUUCUGUUUAAUUUUCAUUUUUGGCAAUGACUCAAUGGCUACUCUCAAAGAAGACAAAUAUAUCUUUGCAUAUUUAUAGAAGAUAAAGAAAAUCUCUCUGUAUUCAAAUAUUUCAGGUCUUUCAAAAAUAUCAAAGUAUUAAAAUUGUUAUCAAAAUGAUUUAAGACCACAGCAUCACUUUCUCAUAAAUUAUCCGAUUAAGACAAAAAGUAGCACUUUUAUCCUAUUUUUAUUUUAAUUGUCUAGUUUACUUGGGAUAUGUAGGCUGUACAGAUAUAGACUAAAAUGUACUAUUCAUAUAUUUGAAGGAUAUAUAUUAAAAUAGAGACACCCAAAAGAAAGAAAACAGUUUAAAUAGACUGUAGUCCUCUUGAGGAUAUGCAACAGUGCUUUUUUCUUUCAUUUUUUCGGUCGAAUCCCUCAGAACCUUCCACAGGGCCUGGCGCCUGGCAUUUGCUGAGCAUACAAAUGGCCAUCGAGGGAAGGGCAUUGUGCUAAGGGACCUUGUUUAUAAAAACUCAGGCAAAGGAAAUAAAGUGUGUUAUACUUGCAAAAUGUAUUAGGAAAUAUUUAUAUUGUUUAUAAUAAAAAGAUAUUUUCAACAAA